CACAUAAUCUCUAAACGCAUAACAGAAGAACUUCCAACAUUUCCCAUUCCCAUUUUACCCUCCUUGCAAACUUUUCCGAUGAUGGCAACGCUUGGUUUCGCUGUCGCUGGUCUCUCCGGUGUUCGUCCUCUCCGAUUCACCGAUGAAUGUUCUACCUCCGCUAGAUUCAUCCAGAAACCGACUUCCAAUCACUCAAAUCGCCGCAGGGUUUCAAUCCAAGCCGUAGCGGCGGUAGUCGAGUCACGGCGGCCGGCGAAGAGUCUGUACGAAGUUCUCCGACUGAAGCCGGGAGCAUCACCUACGGACAUCAAAUCGGCUUACCGAAGUCUAGCAAAGGUUUACCAUCCCGACACGGCGGCGCGAAGGUUGCCGGAGUGUGACGACGGUGACUUCAUCGAGAUCCGCAACGCUUACGAGACGCUUUAUGAUCCGUCGACGAGAGCGGUUUACGAUAUGUCGCUGAUGGCAGUGCACGGCGGAAGGAGCCGGCAGUUUUCGGCUCCGGUGACACAGAAACGGUAUUCUGGAUAUUAUACAAAUAGAAGAUGGGAAACGGAUCAAUGCUGGUAGAAAGCGUGUAAUUUAUUCCGUGAACUGAACAAAGAACUUAAAAAAAAACAAGGAAAUUAGAAAGAAAGAGUAUUGAGAUUUGAAAUUACUAAUUUUUUUCCUUUCUCAAUGGAAAUUACUAACUUUAGAUGGAGUAGAGUGGAAAACAAAAAUGAUGUAGAUUCUAUCUUUUUUUUGUGAGAAUGUAAAUCUUUUCUCUCUCAAA
Vicia villosa (hairy vetch) is the source of this 775-nucleotide messenger RNA. Its product is annotated as chaperone protein dnaJ 11, chloroplastic-like. NCBI's taxonomy places the organism in Eukaryota, Viridiplantae, Streptophyta, Magnoliopsida, Fabales, Fabaceae. Bases 79 to 570 code for a protein of 163 amino acids. The record is from RefSeq and is a predicted model, not a curated record. The transcript has a single exon.